Molecule: messenger RNA, 4219 nt
Organism: Cololabis saira (Pacific saury)
Lineage: Eukaryota; Metazoa; Chordata; Actinopteri; Beloniformes; Belonidae
Gene: slc6a3
Product: solute carrier family 6 member 3
Exons: 15
Coding region: 80-1897 (605 amino acids)
Biological process (GO): sodium ion transmembrane transport; dopamine uptake involved in synaptic transmission
Cellular component (GO): neuronal cell body membrane; presynaptic membrane; plasma membrane
Molecular function (GO): dopamine:sodium symporter activity; norepinephrine:sodium symporter activity
Source: RefSeq, a predicted model, not a curated record
GCAGCUUCAGCUACGCUCCUUUCCUCCUUUGGCACUUCUCUCCUCUCUAAAGCUGACAGAGGGAGUCCCAGAUAGAGUGAUGUCCUCAGCUGUAGCGCCCUCAUCCAAUACCAUGGGUCCCAAAGAGGUGGAGCUGGUCCUUGUGAAGGAGCAGAAUGGGGUUCAGUUUACCUCCACCACCUUGGUGGCUCCAGCUCCGGCUCAGACUCACCCCAGUGGGGAGGAAGAGAGGGAGACCUGGGGGAAGAAAAUCGACUUUCUCCUGUCUGUCAUUGGAUUUGCAGUGGACCUGGCAAAUGUGUGGAGAUUCCCUUACCUUUGCUACAAGAACGGAGGAGGUGCGUUCCUGGUGCCAUAUCUAUUUUUCAUGGUGAUAGCAGGGAUGCCUCUUUUCUACAUGGAAUUGGCUCUGGGACAAUACAACAGAGAGGGGGCAGCAGGCGUCUGGAAGAUAUGCCCCAUAUUUAAAGGUGUAGGCUUUACAGUGAUCCUCAUUUCCCUGUACGUUGGGUUUUACUAUAAUGUCAUCAUUUCCUGGGCGCUGUUCUACCUCUUCUCCUCGUUCACCAGCGAGUUACCUUGGGUGCACUGCAACAACUCCUGGAACAGUCCAAACUGCUCAGACUGGGCUGACAACAGCUCAGUCGGUGACAUUUACAAAGCCACGCCUGCUCAGGAGUACUUUGAACGCGGGGUCCUUCAUAUUCAGGACAGUAAUGGUAUAGCCAACCUGGGCCGUCCACGCUGGCAGUUGACUGCCUGUUUGGCUGUGGUGAUUGUUCUGCUCUACUUCAGUCUCUGGAAGGGAGUCAAGACCUCUGGCAAGGUUGUGUGGAUCACGGCCACCAUGCCCUAUGCCGUCUUGACUGUGCUGCUGCUCCGUGGAGUCACUCUGCCUGGAGCCAUUGAUGGCAUUAAAGCAUACCUCUCUGUGGACUUCAUGAGACUCUGCGAUGCCAAGGUCUGGAUUGAAGCAGCAACACAGAUCUGUUUCUCACUGGGAGUGGGGUUUGGUGUGCUAAUUGCCUUUUCCAGCUACAACAAAUUCACCAACAACUGUUACAGAGAUGCCAUCAUAACCAGCUCCAUCAACUCCUUAACCAGUUUCUUCUCUGGCUUUGUGGUCUUCUCCUUCCUUGGAUACAUGUCCCACAAGCACAAUGUGGCUCUAGAUAAAGUCGCCAGAGAUGGUGCCGGGUUGGUGUUUGUCAUUUAUCCAGAAGCUAUUGCAACACUGCCUGGGUCAUCAGUGUGGGCAGUUAUUUUUUUCAUCAUGCUCCUGACACUCGGUAUUGACAGUGCUAUGGGAGGGAUGGAAUCGGUGAUCACAGGGCUGAUUGAUGAAUUCAAAUGCCUUCACAAGCACAGAGAGCUGUUCACCCUCUUCAUCGUUGUUUCCACAUUCCUGAUAUCCCUCUUCUGUGUCACAAAUGGAGGGAUGUAUGUGUUUACUCUGCUGGACCACUUUGCAGCAGGAACAUCGAUUCUCUUUGGAGUGCUUAUUGAAGCCAUUGGCAUCGCUUGGUUCUAUGGGGUGGAUCGUUUCAGUGAUGACAUUAAGGAGAUGAUUGGCCAGCGCCCAGGCAGGUACUGGAGGCUUUGCUGGAAGUUCGUCAGUCCUUGUUUUCUCCUGUUCAUGGUUGUGGUGAGCUUUGCCACAUUCAACCCUCCAAACUACGGCUCCUACCUGUUUCCUUCAUGGGCUAACAUGCUAGGAUGGUGUCUGGCCAUGUCCUCAAUGGCCAUGGUGCCUCUCUAUGCUAUCUACAAACUCUGCAUACUGCCUGGAUCGUUUUGCAACAGACUGGCAUAUGCUAUCACCCCAGAGACAGAGCAUCAUCUGGUAGACAAUGGGGAGGUUCGACAGUUCACUCUGCAUCAUUGGCUGGUGGUCUGAGACCUGCGGAGAGCGAAGCAGAAAGAGUGAAAGAAAGACAGAUUGGCAGAAUGCAUGCAGGGUGAAUGAAUGCAAGCACAACAAAGGUCUGAAGAGUUAAGAGGAAUAGAGCUUUUUAAAUUGGUCACUUUGAUAACUGUGUUGUUCUUUAAUUUUAACAGUGGAUGUGUGAAGCUGUGCAUUGGCCCUCUCCACCGUUUCUCCACUACUUGUUGAGUGGGAAUCGGUCCAGCAGUUCAUGUGGUGUUCACCCUGCUACUUCUGUAAAUGCAAAAGUCCCUGAACGCAUACCAUUCUAGUUUUUAGCCUGCUAGAUAUCAGUGUGAGAAAUACUCCCUCGAUUUUCUUACAUUGUGCAUUCCUAACAAAGAGCAGCGAAUGCCACAGGUGAAAGAACACAGGAAGUUUAAUGUAAAUUGUGUCAAAUGCUUCGUGGCUUAAAAUAAUCAAUAAAAUUCAAUAAAAUAAAACCUUGUUGUAAUGUUAGGGGCUUCACAAAACAUUUUUAUGCUCGAGUUUUAUAUUUUUUUAUUUGCUAAUAAAGUUUAAACAGUAAGUAGCCUUUAUUUUGUAUGGUUAUAUUCUUAUUAUAGUGUAUUAAAGUAUGAGAAAUAAAAAAGAAUAUUGAAUCUAAACAAAUGCCACGAGUUUUACUGAAUCCUAGACUUUAGCAGGGCAGUUUAUUUAUGUUUUUCCUUUCAAAGACUGUUAUGAUUAUAUUGUACCGUCAAAAUUCCUGCAAAGGACCAGUUUUGGUUUACAUCAAAAUAAUCUUUUGGUUUGACUGUUUUCUUUUAUAGCAAAAAUAAAUUAACACAAUGUUAUGAUGAAACCAUGACAGCAUUAAUAUGAGCUUUCUCACAAACUGAUACGAAUGCUGACAACAAAAUCACCAGAUUUCUGUUUUUCUCACCAAUGUUUUAUUUUAAGUUAAAAUGAUAACUACAACAGUGACUUAAACAUGACCCAAAACAUGAUUAGGCUGAAACUGCCCUCGUGAGAUAUCUGCUUAAAAAGGGAGCUGAUGCUCACUCUAAACCUCCACAUAAGAAACUGUAGUGUCAGAAGUCCCAAAACAUUUGAGCCUUUAUUGUGAAACUGCAGUAUUUUCCACUGAGAUUGGGUUGCAUUUCAAUAGUAUCCACAGAGUAUUAGCCUUACUAACCAAUAUCAGUUUUUAAUACGGAUUAGAAAAGUGAAGCAUCUUUUGAGAGUAUGUUAGUGUUUCAAACUCAGCAGAAAAGUACAACAAAAAGUUGGUUACACAAAACUAUUUGGGGAGUCAAGUUGUGAUUGUGCUUGCAAAAGCAUGAACACUUUAGAAAAAACACUGUAUGUGGCUUCACAAACCAGCGUUCAGUCAAAAUCUCUCGCAAACUAACUUUGACUAGUCCCAUAAUUGAACUGCCCCCAGCAGAGCCAGUCAGUACGUGAAACACUGUAAAACAUUUCUGCACACCAUUUCCACCAUGCAGAAUGUCAAAUUACAUUUUUUUUUUACUUCAAUUUCAAUAAUGCUGCGGCUAAUAUGAUUAAAUACCACAACUUCUGAUCAUGUCCAAGAUGCUGACCAAUCUAACCUACUAACUAAAACUAGCUAUUACUAACAAAGACUCUCUGUGUCUGUGACAUGGGAAAAUGCUAUUUUUCCUAAGAAAAAGCAGCCCUUGUCAUAAUUCUUGCCUCAGCCCUUUGGGGAUGCUAAACACACUGGUGAUUUAAUCUUUCUGUGAUGAAGACCACAGAAAUUCACCUUUCAAUGAAACAAUUGAUGAUACUUUGACAAGACUUGACAUUCUCUUUUUUUUUAUAAUUACUGGAUUGCCACAUAAUUAGUGCGACCAGAUGUAUGUGUCGUCCCUCCCAGUUUCAGGGUAUGAUUUGGAAGACGCGACUGUCAUGUUUCCUCCACAGAGCAUGAAGCUUAAAUUUUAUAGUUUACACAAUGCUAUUCUGUAUUUGAAGACUGUUUUAAAAAGCUGCUUUUUAUCAAAGUUAAUUUAAUACUGUGUAAUGUAAUAAAUGAAUCAAUUUAAAUGCUAUUUCGAUGUAAGUAAAUAUAAUGUAGAGGGACUUGUAUUGUAUUGUAAUGUAUGAUAUUAUAUUUCAAGACCAACAGACAUUACACUUUUAUUUAGCCUAGACUAAGACUAGACUAGGCUAAGAUGAUAACAUAAGAAUUACAGGAAAAAUUCUUCACAAGACCUUUCUGUUUUUAUCAGAAAUUAUCUCAAAACGGGUCAGUUAUGACUCAUUUUUCUUUCCUUAUGGUACAUGUAACACAAUCAAGGGUUAAUGGUGUCCCAAGCUGUAUGCCUGUGC